UAGAAGCUGUUGGUAAACGCAAGGCAGGGCCAGCCCCGCCGCAGCCCCUGGGCAGAGCCCCGGCUACAGGAGUGGGAGAGUGGCCCCUGCCCUGCCCGUGGCGUUCGCACUGGGGCUUCAGCAGCAGGGAAGGAGAAGCAGCCCCAUGUAUGGGGGUGCUCAGCCCGCAGCCCACCGCCUUGCUGCUCCCUCCCUCCCCGUGCUGCAUGGACACAUGGACGGCAAGCAGCGCUCAGGCACCCCAGGCUCCCCGGCCUCUGGCAGGCACGACCCCGACGACCCGGACGCCGCCGCACAGACCCCGCCACUGCAGAGCUACUCGGUGCUGCAUGGGCUGGUGGGGCCGGCCUGCAUCUUCCUGCGCCAGAGCAUCGCCAUCACCCAGCUCGACCGAGAGCUGCGGCCGGAGGAGAUUGAAGAGCUGAAGGAAGCCUUCCGAGAAUUCGACAAGGACCGUGACGGGUACAUCAGCUACAAGGACCUGGGCGAGUGCAUGCGCACCAUGGGCUACAUGCCCACCGAGAUGGAACUCAUCGAGCUGUCGCAGCAGAUCACUGGGGGGAAGGUGGAUUUUGAUGACUUUGUGGAGCUGAUGGGCCCCAAGAUGCUGGCAGAGACGGCCGACAUGAUUGGGGUGAAGGAGCUACGGGACGCCUUCCGUGAGUUCGACACCAAUGGGGACGGGCGGAUCAGCACAGCCGAGCUGCGCGAGGCCAUGCGCAAGCUGUUGGGUCAGCAACUCAACUACCGCGAGGUGGACGAAAUCCUCAAGGACGUGGAUCUCAAUGGGGACGGCCUGGUGGAUUUCGAAGAGUUUGUGCGAAUGAUGUCACGCUGAGGCAACAAGUGCCAGUGCAGGGUGUGGGACAAGAGCCCUGCUGUGCCUUACGGAGAGGAGGGGGCUGCAGAGAGCUGGAUCCAGCGGCAACUUGGAGGGUCCGGACACCAGAGCAGCACAACGCGCAAGCACUGAGCAAGGACCUCACCUCUCCAGUGCCGGCCCUGCCACAAUGCACCCCGACCCCCCACGCCGGCCCCGCUGCUGAGCUCUGCCUGCACCCCAGCCUGCUCAUCCUGCAUCCCAACCCCACACUGGCCCCUGGUCCACUCUGCCCACACCCCCAGAUGGCUCCGCCCGCACCUCAGUCCAUGCCAUCCCUUGCUCCUGAGAUUGGCCUGCACCUCCAAGCCCUGGAGCAGGCCAGUGCCUGGAACACGGACUCAGCCAGGCAUAUACCUUCUAUCAAAGUGCUGCUCCCUGGCUCCAACAAUGCUGCCCCUCUCAUCUCAUCCCUGCUCCUGAUCCCACCCUUUACUCUGCCCCACCACCCUGACCUUGCCCCUGAUGCUGCCCCUAACACA
This is a messenger RNA of Trachemys scripta elegans, 1362 nucleotides long. It is a transcript of the gene CABP2, whose product is annotated as calcium binding protein 2. The record is from RefSeq and is a predicted model, not a curated record. The transcript has 7 exons. Lineage: Eukaryota; Metazoa; Chordata; Testudines; Emydidae. The coding region runs from base 146 to 838 and encodes 230 amino acids. Gene Ontology annotation, molecular function: calcium ion binding.